AUGGGAAAGGAAGAGGGGAGGGGAGAUAUUCCCACCACUGAAAGGGUUACCAAGCAGGUGGUGCUUCAUUCAACUGCGAAGGCGAAGGAGGGUGAGCAGGGGAAGGAGUGUGAGAAGGGGAAGGAGUGUGAGAAGGGGAAGGAGUGUGAGAAGGGGAAGGAGUGUGAGAAGGGGAAGGAGUGUGAGAAGGGGAAGGGGGGUAAGGGGAAGGAGGGUGAAAAGGGCAAGGAGUGGGAGGAGGGGAAGGAGAGCGAGAAGGGGAGGGAAUGGGGGAAGGGGAAGGAGGGUGAGAAGGGGAAGGAAGGUGAGAAGGGGAAGGUGGGUGAGAACGGGAAGGAGGGUGGGAAGGAGGGGAAGGAGGGUGGGAAGGAGGGGAAGGAGGGUGGGAAGGAGGGGAAGGAGGGUGGGAAGGAGGGGAAGGAGGGUGGGAAGGAGGGGAAGGAGGGUGGGAAGGAGGGGAAGGAGGGUGGGAAGGAGGGGAAGGAGGGUGGGAAGGAGGGGAAGGAGGGUGGGAAGGAGGGGAAGGAGGGUGGGAAGGAGGGGAAGGAGGGUGGGAAGGAGGGGAAGGAGGGUGGGAAGGAAGGGAAGGAGGGUGGGAAGGAGGGGAAGGAGGGUGGGAAGGAGGGGAAGGAGGGUGAGAAGGAGGGGAAGGAGGGUGGGAAGGAGGGGAAGGAGGGUGGGAAGGAAGGGAAGGAGGGUGGGAAGGAGGGGAAGGAGGGUGGGAAGGAGGGGAAGGAGGGUGAGAAGGAGGGGAAGGAGGGUGAGGAGUCAAGCGAGGCAGCCCAACCACUCUCUACCCCUCCAUUACCUGCCGCACCUAACCAGCCACCCAAACUCCCCGCCAGUUCCCCGCCUGCCUCACCUAGCCAUUCUCCACCACUCUCUACCCCUCCCCUACCUGCCAUCCCACCACAAGCACAACCAGUGCAUGUGGACAGAGAGAGAGAGCACGGGGAGCCGUGGGGCGGAGUGGGGAAGGUUCAGUUCAAACCAGAGAGAGGGAGUGAGAAGGGAGAGGCACAGGAGGGAGUGGGGAAGGUAGGGUGCGAACCAGAGAAAGAGGGUGAGAAGGGAGAAGCACAGGAGGGAGUGGGGAAGGUAGGGUGCGAACCAGAGAAAGAGGGUGAGAAGGGAGAAGCACAGGAGGGAGUGGGGAAGGUAGGGUGCGAACCAGAGAAAGAGGGUGAGAAGGGAGAAGCACAGGAGGGAGUGGGGAAGGUAGGGUGCGAACCAGAGAAAGAGGGUGAGAAGGGAGAAGCACAGGAGGGAGUGGGGAAGGUAGGGUGCGAACCAGAGAAAGAGGGCGAGAAGGGAGAAGCACAGGAGGGAAUGGGGAAGUUGCGUGCAGAGCCAGAGGCAGAGGCAAAGGUGAAGAGGAAGAAGCUGAAGCGGUUGAGUAGCAUACAUGUGACGCAAGGGGGUGGGGAGGAGAAGGAACCGGGUUCAUGCCGAGAAGGGAUUGACGGGAGGGGCGUGGGCAGCAACAGCAGGCGCUCUGGCGCCUCAGGGAGUGAUGGGGAAAGGAAAGGAGCCGUAGAGAUUGGCGGGGUUACUGGGCCUGAUGUGGUUGCCAGGAUUGAUGGGGAAAGAACCGGUGCUAGUGAGAGGGAUGCGUCUGGGGAAGGGAGUGAGAAGGAAGGAGGAUCGGAGUGCGUGGGUGUGCGAGGGAGGGACGACGAGGGAGAGGCGAGACGACGUGGUGAGUUGGAGGGGGGAAGAAGGGGAGGUUUUAAGGUGCGGAGAGAGGGGGAGGAGGAGGAGGGGGAGGAGGAGGAGGGUGAAGGGGAGAGGAUGGGGCGUUUGGAUGAGAAGAGUGGGCGGAGGGAGGAGUGUGUUGGGAGGGAAGGGGAAGGAGUGCGUGAGGGGAGUGAUGGGGGGGAGUUGAAAGGGGAGGGGAGGAAAGGGGAGGAGAGGAAUGGGGAGGAGGAGAUGAAAGGGGAGGAGAGGAAGGAAUGCAGGGCAGCAGAGAGCGGAGGUGAAUGUGUGGUGCAGGGGAGGGAGGCGAGGGCGGUGGGGGAGGAGAGGGAGGAGGGGGAGGAGAGGGAGGCGGGGGAGGAGAGGGAGGAGAGGGAGGAGAGGGAGGAGAGGGAGGAGAGGGAGGUGAUAGCAGCUGUUGCUGACUCGGUGGCUGCUUCUUCUGCUGCUCAUGGUGCUCAUGGUGCUGAUGGUGCUGAUGGUGCUGAUGGUGCUGAUGGUGCUGAUGGUGCUUACACUCGAAUUGGUGCUGCUGAUGGUGGUGGGGUUUGGGAUGCGAAAGGUAAAGAGAGCAGUCAAUUCAAGUUCCAAUCCAGCAGUCAACGAAACAGCGAGGCAGGUCUAGUGCGUGGUGGCAAGAAUGGUGACAUAGGCUUUAAGGAUCGUGGAUGCUUGCAGAGGGAUUGUGCAAUGGAGUGUGAAGGGCGGGACGAUGGGAAGGGAGAGACGAGGGGCGGAGGGGGGGACGAGCAGAGGGACGAGAGGAGGGGAGAUGGGAGGGGUGAAGGAGGGAACGAGGGCAGGGGAAAGGGGAUGGGCGAAGGAAGGAGCGAGGGAAUGGGAGAGGAGAAGGAGGGGGAGAAGAAGAAAGGAAAAGGGGAGGAGGAGGAUAAGGAGGACGAGAAAGAGGAAGUGGAGAAGGGGGAGGAGAAGGGAAAGGAGAAGGAGAAGGAGAAGGAAAAAGAGGAGAAGGAGAAGGAGAAGGAGAAAGGGAAGGGGAAGAAGGAGAAGGGGAAGGGGAUGGAGAAGAGGAAGGAGAAGGAGAAGGGGAAGGAGAAGGGGAAGGAGAAGGAGAAGGGGAAGGGGAAGGGAAAGGAGAAGGAGAAGGGGAAGGGGAAGGAGGAAGAAGGAGCGAGAACGACGAAAGUAGGCCGAGAAAAGUUGCAGGAGAAAGGAAAAGGGAGCUUCCAAGGAGAAGAGAGUGGAGACGUCUCAGAGGGGGAUGAGGAGGAGGGAGGGGAGGAUGUAGUUAUGAUUGAGCCCGCAGGAAGAGGGGGGAGAGGGAGGGGCGGGAGGGGAGGGAGGGGAGGGAGGGGUAGUAGAGGAAGGGGUGUGAAAGUAGACCAGGGGAGGGGGAGUCGUGGUGGUGGCGGGAGGGUGGGUGGAAGGAGGGGAAGGGGGAGGGGGAGGGGGCGAGGAGGGAGAGGAGGGCGAUAUGGGGGAGGGAGUGGGCGUGGGAGGGGAAGGUCGGUGGAGAGGGAGGAGGAGGAAGAGGAGGAGGAGAGUGAGGGGACGAGUGAGGAGAGUGAAGACGAGGAGGAGAUUAGACAGAGGAAGGUUGGGCGUCAGGGGAUGGAGGGGAAGAGGGUGGAAACUGGAGGAGACGACAAGGAGAGUGGGAGAAAGAAAGAGGAGGAGGAAUGUAUGGGAAGGAAGGAGGAAGAGGAGGAGGAGGAGGAGGAGGAGAAGGAAGAUGAUGUGGCACGGAUGGGACGGAAAGAGGAGGAAGGAAAGGACGAUGAAAUGGGAAGCAGGAAUGAGGAGAGGAACGAUGAAAUGGGAAGCAGGAAUGAGGAGAGGAACGAUGAAAUGGGAAGCAGGAAUGAGGAGGAGAACGGAGGGAAGGAGAUGGGGGGUGGGGAGAUGGAAGAGGAAGCUAUGGAGGAAGGAGGAAGGGAGGGUGAGGUCAAAAGAGGUGAUGAUUGUGAUGGUGAUGGUAAAAAAGAGGAAAAGAAGGAAGAGGAUGAAAGUAAGGAAGAGGAGAAUGAAGGGGUGGCGAAUGAUCCUGGUAGGCUCAGAGUAGUACGAGAGCUCAAGGGAUUCGCAGGCAAGCAGGACGUGGGACCGGGAGGAGAGAAGCUUGGGUUUGUCCCGUAUGUCUCGAUGGGUAUCAGCCCUCUGGCGCUGCAGGGAGAGACUGUGCGCAAGAUUCAUCGAAUGCGGACGCCGCGUCCGUCCUUUGUGAAGUUUGUCACCCGCCACGUCAUCGCGACCGCGGAUAAGGGCCUGGAUCUGCCCGGGCCGUUUGUGAAGCGCCACCUGGCGGGGUCCGAUCGGAUGGCUGUGAUUGGCCCGGGCGGGCGGCGGUGGGAUAUGCGGUGGGGGGUGUACUCGAAGGGAGUGCCAGUGUAUAGGCUGAAGGACGGGUGGGGGGGGCUGGCUGGGACGCUCGAGUUACAGGAGGGAGAGGCAUUGGUUUUUGAGGUGGAAAAGCCGAAUUUGCUGCGGCUGCAUCUGGUGAAGUUUGGGCAAGAUGUGGUGCUGAAUACGAGUCCCAUGGUGGUGCCACGUAUGAGGGAAGUGGCGAAUGCAGGUGAAGCUGCUGGUGCUGCUGCUGGUGGUGCUGCUGCUGGUGCUGCUGGUGGCAGUGGUGAUGCGGCUCUAGCAGAUGAUGCUGCCGAUGAGAACGGAAAGGGGCUGGUGGGUGGAAGAGGUGGCUUCGGGGCGAAAGAGAUGGGGGUUAAUGCGAGGAGUGAGCUGGCAGCGGGAGAGGGGAAGGAGAUGGGGAUGAUUGGGAGGAAGAAGAGGAGGAGGAAGCUGCUGGGGAAGGCAGGAGGUUUUGCACAUGGUCACAAAGGGGAGGUGGAGGAAGAGGAGGGGGAGGAGGGGAGUGAGGGGAAGGAAAGGCAUGAGGAGGAGGAAGAUGGGGGUGAGGAGGGGGGAGAGGAAACGGGGUGGAAGGAUGGGUUGAGGCAUGAGAGGAAGAAGGAGAGGGAGAAUGAGAGGGAGGAUGAGAGGGCGGGAGUGGGGGUAGGAGAACGGAUGGGGAGUGCUGCAGAGACGGUGACAAGCAAAGGGGAAAAGAGAUUCAAGAUGAGCAGUGUUAAAGUGGGAGUGAAAAAGAAGAGACAAAAGGCACUGGGACAAGGCACAGGGGUGCCAGUCACACCUGCUCCGGGUGUCCCUCCUUCCCCAACCACUGCUGCUUCUCGCCCUGCAACCACCGCCCAUGGGAUUCCGCCCUCUCCUCUCGGGCCUCCAUCAUCCAAACCUGUCUCUGCUGCACCUGCUCCUGCUCCUGCUGCUCCCUCUCUUUCUCCUGCUCCUCCCGCUGCCCCCACUGUGUGUGCCGCGCCUCAUCCUCCCUUGAAGGGGCGAGUGCGUGUGGCGCCACCAGGGGGGUGGAAGGUGGCUCGCCUCGUGCCCUCCACUCGAGCCACUCGCCCCGUGCCCUCCCCUGCUGCUCGUGCUGCUGCUGCUGCUGGUGCUGCUGGUGCUGCUCCUGCCCCUGCUGCUGCCAGUGGUGCAACUUCAGCAGCAGCAGGCGCAGGAGCAGCAGCAACGAGAACUGAAGCAGCAGCAGCAGCAGCAGCAGCAGGAGCAGCAAGAGCAAUAGGGGCAACUGAGGAUGGGAUCAUGAAAGGGCAGGACAGCGGCACGGGCGACCCGUACCUGGCCACGCUGCUGUGGGUGCAGCGAGUGUGGGCCGAGCACCAAGCAGCUUUGGUCCGAGCAAUGGAAGAGCAGGAGGAGCAGCAGGAGGAAGAGGAUGCGAAAGAGGCGGAAGUGAAGGCGAAAGAAAAGGCGGAAGAGGAGGUGAAGGCCGAGGGGGUGGUGGAGGGAGAGGAAACGGGGGAAAAGGAGGCAAAGGGAGGUUUGGAGAGGGGGAGAGAGGGGGGAGGAAAUGGGGAAGGGCGGGAUGAGGGGUGUGCGGAUAAGGGGGAUGAUGAGAAGGAGGGGGACGGGGGAAGGAAAAGGCAGCGGAGGGAGGAUGAGGUGGAGACAGACGGGCCGGAGAAGAGAGGAACGUCACAGCAGGAAGGGAAGCAGGCAGGGAAGAAGGCAGGGAAGGUGCCAGGGAAGCUUCCAGGGAAGCAGGGGGCAAAGGCAGCGGGAGGGAAAGGGGUGGGAGCUAAGAAAGGAGGGGCAAAGGCAGGAGGGAGCAGCAAGCAGGCAGCAGUGGGCAUCGAUAAUGCACCCGCAGUGGCAAUUGUUUCCCCUCAGGUGAACCGAGCUCCCAGUCCCUCUGCUGCUGCGGCUCCAGGCGUCACUCUCAAAGCCCCUGGCAAGUACCAGGCGCGCAUGCUGGCGCGGGAUGGGACACGUCAGCGCCACGUAGGAUUCUAUGCCACCGCGGAGGAGGCUGCGCUGGCGUAUGACGUGGCAGUGCUGCGCGUGCACGGCGCGCAGGCGAAGCUGAACUUUCCGGCGGAUGAGCGGGGAGGGGAGGAGGCGUCGGGCGGGGGGGGUGGUGAUGUGGCAGGUGCGGCGCCAGUCAGUCGCAAGGUGCCCCCUCAGGUGCCAGCUGGCCAGGUGUUUUCUGAGGUGCAGGUGGGGAGUGAGGGAGGUGUGGUUGGGGUGAGGGUGGUGGGUGAGGAGCUUGAAGGGAGUGCAACGGAGAUGGUUGGGAUGGUGGUUGGGGAGGUGACUAUAACGGGGGCAAUGGGGGCAGUGGGGGCAGUGGGGGUAGUAGGGGAGGUGAGGACAGAGGACGGAAAAGAGGGACAGGAGCAGGGAGAGGUUGCUACAGCCCGAGCUGCCAGGUGUCAGCAGAUGAUUGGGCCAGAGAGGGACACUGUGAAGAGCGGCGGGAGGGGUGAGAUGAUGGGAGGGUCUGGGCAGGUGGAGAGCGGUGGGGAUGGGAGUGGGAGGGCUGAGAGCGGUGGUGCUGUGGACAGUGCGGUGCAGGGGGAUGGAGGGAGGUGUAGGGGCGAUGCUGGUGGUGUGGGUGGGUUGAAUAAGGGCGGUGCUCAAGGGUGUGAGAGCAGUGGUGGUGGUGGUGCUGCUGGUGGGGAUGGUGGGGAGGUUGGGAGGGGUGGAGGGUGGUUGAGGGGCUUGGAUUUGAAUGAAGAGUGUGAGGAUGCUGUUAGGGAGGCUCGGAAAGAGGGAGGGGGUGCUGGGGUGGGAGACAAAGCAGGCCCUGUGGGCUCUGCACUCGCUGCCUCUGAGGGGGGAGCAACAGCACAAGCAGCAGCGGGGUCAGCGGGAGCAGCAGGGGGGGAGGCAGCGGCAAGGGGAGCAGCGGCAAGGGGGGCAGCAGGAGCAAGCGAGGUUGCGCGAGGCACCCCACCUUCCAUCCACCCUCCCUCCUCCACCACCGCCACCUCUGCCCCCGCCGCCCCUGUCACAGCUCGCCCUCUCCCUCCCACCAGCCCCUCCCCUCCCCCCACGCCCCCUGCCUUCUCCCCAGCAGCUGCCAACGCAGGGCCAUCUUUCGUCUACGCCAGCCUGCUCUCCCCACCCGCAUGCGGCCAGGUUCAGAGCACAGGGUGCCUGGCGUCCCACCCUGCCUCUACCCUGUUAGCAGCAGCUUCCGGACCUACGUCUCAGGUGGCGCCCCCUCCCGAACCUACGGCUCGGGUGACAGUUCCUUCCGGACCUAUCUCGCAGGAAUACCUGGGGCAAGACCCCUUGGCUCGGAACUAUUCACAUCUGCGGGGUCCUUUGGCUCGGGAGGGGCCCCGCCCGUCUGAACCUGCGGCCUGGCAGCAGGAAGAGUGGGGUAGAGGUAGGAGGGGGGGUCUGGCAGACCUGAAUGCUGCUGCUGCCGAUCCUGCAGAGACUGGAGAGAGUGGGAGCAGCAGGGGUGAGAGCACAAGGGGUGGUGGUGGUGGUGGCUUCAGCAACGGGGCAUUGGGGCAGGGAAGUGGGUUCAGACAGGGGAGAGGCGAGCAGGGGCAGCGGGAACAGGGGGGGCAGAGGGAGCAGAGGGGGCAGGGGGGGCAGAAGGGGCAGACGACGCAGCGACUGCAGGGGCUGCACAUUCAGCAGAGGCAGCAGGGGUUUCAGGGAGUGGGAUUUCCUGGGGCACAGGGGGAAUGUGGUGGGAGGCAGAGAGAGGGCGCAGGUGGUGCGACGAGGGAGUGGGCAGGGGGUCGAGUCAGGGGUGGUGCCCCUACAGGGAGGGAAGAGAGAGAAGUGGGAGCGGUGCCGCAGGGAGGGACGGCUGGUGGGUGGCCGAGGGAGCAAGCGGGUGCGCAGGCAACUCCCAUCCUCUCCGAACCUCCCCUCUCCACCGAUCCUCACCUCACCUCCAAACCUCCCCGCUCUUCCGAUCCUCCCCUCCCCUCCGAACCUCUCGCCCUCCCCAAACUUCAACUCUCCUCCAAUCAUUCGCACUCCAGCAAAUCUCCCUUCUCCUAA
Molecule: messenger RNA, 7998 nt
Organism: Closterium sp. NIES-65
Lineage: Eukaryota; Viridiplantae; Streptophyta; Zygnematophyceae; Desmidiales; Closteriaceae
Source: the annotation of a GenBank genome assembly